CAUCACUUAUAUUGAGAUCCGUUUGAAUCACACAAAUAAUCGGCGAAAGAAUGGCAGACAAUAAGUUAUACGACAUCUUAGGGGUUAACCGAAACGCUUCCGCCAAUGAAAUCAAAAAGCAAUACCGCAAACUGGCGAAGACAUACCAUCCCGACAAGAAUCAGGACCAGGCAGAGGGCGAGAAGUUCAAAGAGAUCUCUUACGCCUACGAAGUGCUGUCCGACCCUAAGAAGAAGGAGAUCUACGAUCGCUAUGGACUCAAAGGUCUUCAAGAGGGCGGAAGUGACGGCUUCUCAUCGGCCGAAGAUAUCUUCUCUCAGAUGUUUGGCGGCGGCGGACUGUUCGGUGGUUUGGGAGGCUUUGGGGGAAUGGGAGGAAUG
Molecule: messenger RNA, 380 nt
Organism: Oppiella nova
Lineage: Eukaryota; Metazoa; Arthropoda; Arachnida; Sarcoptiformes; Oppiidae
Source: the annotation of a GenBank genome assembly